Anoplophora glabripennis (Asian longhorned beetle) is the source of this 1821-nucleotide messenger RNA. RefSeq lists its product as uncharacterized. NCBI's taxonomy places the organism in Eukaryota, Metazoa, Arthropoda, Insecta, Coleoptera, Cerambycidae. The record is from RefSeq and is a predicted model, not a curated record. Bases 305 to 1309 code for a protein of 334 amino acids. The transcript is spliced from 6 exons.
UCAGUCGACUUGCCAUCACGGUAGACAGUGCACGCGCACCACAUUACAUCACGCGUGGCCGCGGUAUACGAAACAGGUGACGAUCGCGAUCCCUCCGCGAAAAAGUCAAGUUGUGUGAAUCUCGCGAAAAUCAUCGCAAUUUCAAUUUAAUAUAAAUCGGGAUUAACGCAUCGUCGCCCGUCGAGGUUGGUUCAUUAAGACAAACAUUAAUUAUAGACAUAUAACUCGUAUUAAUUAAGUUUGUGUCCUUUCUUGGUGUUCGUAGAGGUCCCCGCGUGUAAUUAAUUAUAUUUUUUUGCAAAACAUGGAGGCCGAGGUGGAUCCUUUACCUUCUCUGUACGUGGAUUUGAACAAAUACCAAGGAAAUGGCGACCAGGAACCCGGCUCGGCGCCGACCAAAGGGGGCCGCAGCGUGGUGCUGCAGCAGCAGUGGGUGACGUUGACGGCGAGUAUGUGGCCCGAGCCCACGGCCUCCCCCAGAGGCUGGAAGGUAUCCGCCGAGCGUCUACCCGUUCUCGCCGCCGUUUUCUGCGGCGCCGCCCUAGUCGUCUGCCUCUUGUGCGCCUUUCUCUUCUACCGUUGCUGCGUCAUGCCGCGAAGGGACAAGCACUACUGCCUCCGUAAGGUGGACGCCACAUCGUCCGGCACCCAGGUGCCUGCCGUGGUUUCCCCAGCCUACCCCAGCCAAGCGGCGGUCUUCGCCGAACAGAAAGGUUGCAGCUGGGGUUACAGCAACAGACUCGUGGCCCCCGUACAGCCCAGUCCUUGGUACACCCCGAGAAUCAUCGGUGGCCCGCAGUGCACCCAGUGCCCCGGCAUCUGCCCGGUUCCUAGAAGCUCCAGCAAUCCAGGAUCUUCCUCACAGGUCCAGCCAAGCAACUCCACGUUGAGAAGACAGAGGCCCGUGAGCCAGCCUAUACCUUCCAACGUGGUAAACGGAGAGAUAGUACCAAAAUCUCCGCUCCCGGAAAUAUCCGAAUUUUCUCCAAACAGCCCUCAGUAUGCUUCUAGUAGCAUAUUGGAUGAGGUUGGUGCCAAAGACGAGCAAACUUCGGGAGAACCAACGCUGAAAACCAGAAGUUUGCCUGCUUGGGUGAGGUCUAAGCCAAGGCCUCUCUCAACUGAAGAUGACAUUAAUGAUUUAUAUGCGAAGGUUAAUUUCAGUAAGAAGCGAAAAAACCGCAUGCGCAACGACGAGGCGGCCAUAAUCGCUUUGAGCAAGUCUAGAAGCCAAUUCCUGCACAAGGACACCGAUUCCCUGGUGGACAACGAAGCUGUCAUAGUAUACGACGAGCGCACGGCUUUGUAAAUAUCCUGAUGCCAUACUUUAAACGAAUUUAUGUAGUAACAUUUUGAGACUUUUUUAAUGAGAAAAGUUAUGAUAUCAAUGUAAACUACAUAUCGUAGAAUCGAAGACUCCAGAUCGACAAAUAAAAAGCUACCAGUAAGAUAUUAAGAAAUUGAAAUUGUCGAAUAUAUUUUUCUGUGAUAAAAUUAUUUAGGCUUCUAUGAGGAUUAUUUUAAGUAGGGGGUAAUUUGUAAAUUAAAUUUGGAACUUUUAUAAGACUGGGCAUUGAAUAAUUAUAAAAUAUCUGAAGUGUCGUCGAGUAUUUCCUCACAAUUCGUGCAGUUCUUAAACGUUUAUCAUACGAGUAUGUACUUAUAGGACUUCGAAGGCGAAACAUUUGCCGAUAGCUAAUUUAUUACCCUUGUAGGAUAAGUAGAUGUUCUUUAUUUUUUGUAUAUAAAGGGCCUUUCUUGCGCGAAUUAGUGGAUUUUGUACUUGUGCCCCGUUUUUUGUAAAUUAUUAACUUAAAUAUA